This is a messenger RNA of Melampsora larici-populina 98AG31, 843 nucleotides long. RefSeq lists its product as uncharacterized. Gene Ontology annotation, molecular function: serine-type endopeptidase activity. Bases 1 to 843 code for a protein of 280 amino acids. The record is from RefSeq and is a predicted model, not a curated record. Gene Ontology annotation, cellular component: membrane. NCBI's taxonomy places the organism in Eukaryota, Fungi, Basidiomycota, Pucciniomycetes, Pucciniales, Melampsoraceae. The transcript has 5 exons.
AUGGGUCAUCCCUCAACUUUCGCCAACGCACCUAUUACAAAAGUUGCCGUUCUUGGUUGUUCUUUAAUUUCAUUUUUACUUUCAAAUCAUCAAGACCUUUUAGACUUACCACUCAAACCAGAAUUAACCCAAAACCUACAAUUUUGGAGAAUUCUUUCACAUCAUUUUGUUUGUUCUGAUUUAAUUGACGUUUUACUUAUCGUUAUUUUAUUAUGGAAUGUUUCGAUACCUAUUGAACGUAUCUUUGGUUCAAUUAAGUAUGCUAGUUUCUUACUGGUGACCAUCAUCAUGGGAUCUUUUCUUGAACUUUUAGUUUUGGUAAUCGGAAAUCGAUUAUUCGAUUAUCAGGCGAUUCCAUCCGGUCCAUUCUUAAUCGCAUUUUCAAUUUUAUAUCAACAUCAAAAACUAAUCCCAUCACUUCAUGAUUAUGAUCUAAACCCAUUCAAAUUCGAUUCACAUACAUUCUUACCUAACCUAUUAUCACUCUUUAUAUUUUGUUUAAAUCCGAUUUCAUCUACUUUAGGUCUUUUAGUUGGAUCGAUUUAUAAUCUCAAUCAAUUCAAAUUCAAUCAAUGGAGAAUCCCAUCAAGUAUUUUACCUCGAUUUCUUCUUCAUUCUCAAACCUCAAUGUUUCUUAAAUUUGAAGAUCCGAACAGAAGACCAAGAACUUCGGGGGUUCUUGUUCCUUCACCGCCUACUGAGGUCGAGUUGAAUGAAUUGUUGGUGAUGUUUCCUGAUUUGUCUAGGGAUGAAGUUUUAAAGAAAUGGAAUUUAUCAGGUGGUAGUUUAACAAGAACAGUCGAUUUGAUUCUCAAUCCUAGUAGUACUGCCGCAUCUAUGUAG